AUUUCUGGGAGCAAUUCCCAGUUUUCUUCAGGGCUGACAACAGUUUCGCACUGGAACAAGUGCCGCUUGUCCCCAGUUAACCUGUUCCCCUUGUUAAAUACAUAAGGUGGACGCCUCAGGCUCUGGCCAGACCUUGGCCGUGAAACGGAGUCGCAUAACCGGCUCGACUGAGUGUUGUUUAAUGGGUCUUGUCUCGUAACCGGACCAAUAAUGCCAAACAUUUACGGCCCGCUCCAGUUUGGACGAAUAUGAAUGCCUGCCAUCGUCUGGGGCGUUCAAAUUAUGAACCGAAAAGUGAAAUGUGAAAUUUACGGCGAUUGCAAUCAAUAGCCUAGUGGCCUGCACUGAGCGAAAAGCGCUUUGAAUAUAAUGAUAUUUGUGGUAAUUCGAUUUCUUAAAGCUUAAGAGCGCUCUCGCUCUUACUCAUGGUCUUUCUAUGCGAUUCUCAUGGCAAUAGUCAGCUAAUUUUUUGAGGGCUUGUGUCUGUUUCAUGUGACAGGAAUGUGUUUUCAAAUCUAGAAUUGGCAACUUGCAGCCAGUUGACAACUUUGGGACUGGCGCUGACAACGCUGCUAAUGACAGCUGCCGCGCUGUCGCCGCCGCAGCCAGCUGACCAUUUGCUGCCGCCGCCGGCGCCACCAGCACCAACAGCAGCAGCAGCAGCGCUGCCCGUAGCGCAACGGCUGACACAUGCCGGCUACUCGGAACCGGCGCAGGAAGCUGGCUUCAUGACACGCGUCGCCCGGUGGUUUGGCUUGGGCGGAUCUGGAACCGCCGCCCGGGAGCAGCAGCUGAGCGCCAGUUCGCUGAGCUAUGCAUAUCCGAAGCCGACGCAGAACUUUGAUGCCGCUGGCAAGCCAUGCGGCCUGUGCAACAAGUAUCCCUGGGUGCCCAUGUUUGGUCAGCAGCAGCCGCCGCACAUACAACAGCAACAGCUACAGCAGCUGCCGCAUCACCAGCAGCUCCCGCAUCAGCAGCAGAUCUCGGCGUGGCAACAGCAGCCGCUGGCGCAGGCAUCGCAGCAAAGGCAACGCGCCGUGCAGUUUCAUGCGCCGCCGCAGAGCGUCUUUCUGCCCAUCUCGGUGCCAGUGCCGGGGCUGAGUCAUGUGGCAAUGCCUCCAGUUUACAAUGCCCAACCAUUCCGGCCGCUGCCACAGCCACAGCCGCAGCCGCAGCAGCCGUAUCCGCUAGAGAAUUUUGGCGCACACUCGGAGCUACGACCUGUGCCCGUGGUGGCCUCAACAACGCCUCGAUCUGCAGCAAGGCAGCCGAGCAGCAGCUUUGAGAUCGUUCAAAGCCAUCAGCUCACCGAUUUUAUCACCUCCGUGGAGUACCCUGCCACCUAUGUGCAGUCGCAUGCCAUUGAUCUGGGACAGACGGCAACGUCCGUAACACCGGUGCCCGCGAAUCACAGGCCCCUGCAGCAGCUACAGCAGCAGCAGCAGCAGGAGGAGGAGCCACAGCAGCCGCUGGACAUAAGCACUGUGCGCUAUCAGCUGGAGGAUCUGAGCAGCGGAGCAGUGCACCAGCAUUUGCCCGCCUCGCAGCUGCUAACGGAACUGGGUCACUUUACGGCGUCCAACGCAGAGGCGCAGACAACUUUAACCCCGCCGGCGGAUAACUAUCCGGCGGCUUCCUCGCAGCAGCAGCACCAGCAGGAGCAGGAACAGGAACAGCAGCAUCUGUACUAUGCCGAACAAUACCAGGAGCUGGCCGAGACCAGCACGGUGACGCCCCUAUACGAGCAGCUGAUCUACACCACAGAGCCGCCGACUCCGGCAGCUGUGGAACUGAACAAUCAUUUGGUGUCGACGCAUGUGCGCGACGGACGGCAACGGGAAACGCCAAAACGGCUGCUCGACUCGCCCAUCAAUCAUGCCCAGGCCGGUGCUCCGCCGCCACGCCCAUUUACGCGCGAUCCCGCCGAGCUGAACUUCCGCCUGAGCCAGCCGACGCAUGCGCCUACACCAACCUCCACGUAUGGCGCCAUCGAUGCCAGCGGUCAGUAUGCGGGCAUGUCGCCGCCGGGGCCACAGCAGGUAAUUAUACCCUAUACGACCAAGCAGAAGCCGCGUCCCUUCGAGCCACCAAACUGGACGCCCGGCUGGCGGCUGAGACCCGCUCCGGCGCAAGAGAACGAUGUGGAGCUGCACGAGCAGCAGGAAUCGAAGCUGGUGAGCUCGGCGACAGCGGCGCCGCCACCAAAUACGCGACGCACCACCAAAUAUCUGACCAAAAUACUCGCCUCCAAUUUGCGCGAGCUGCUCAAACGGGAGCGCGAGACAAAGCGACAGCGUCCCGCCCACUUUGGUGUGGACAUCUCCAAGCUUCAGCACAACAUUGACGGCUGGACGGAGCAGGAGUACAAUUCGUUGUCGCAUCGCCCCAGCACCCCGACCAUACGCGGCCGCUCCAAACACAUACCCACUGAGUACCUGACCACGACGACGCCGGCGACACCGACGGCCACUUCGACAACCAUGCGGCAGUCGAAGACAACGCGCGGCGGCGGCGGCGGCGGCGGCGGCGGCUUUGAGCUGGGCGGCAGCGCCACAGCCAGCGUGGCCAAUGGCGGGGAUCUGUCCACCUCGAUUAACAACUUGGAGCAGCUGCACCUAAGGCGUUUCCCGCCCGUCGAUGACAACCGCCUGCUGCCCGAUUAUUACGAGGCGCUGCAUCGGCACAGCCAAACCCCACGUAGCACGACACCUAUGCCAACCGUCACGCCCACUAGCACAACAACGCCCACAUCGACUGCAGAGCCGACACGGAAUACGGUUACGCCGCUUUAUGUGCGCAGCACGGCCCCCACGCCGGCGCCCAUCGAGCUGUGGAAGCAGGCCAAGGUGGCCAUUCUCCCCGACACCAAUGAAAAGGUAUAUGUGGUCACCCCACAACCGCGCCAUCAGCCCCAACAGCCUCAGCAGCAGCAGCACGGCGAGCUGUCCGCAUCCGCAUCGGUGCCUGCACCGGUCUACCAAACGCCAGCACCAAGAUUUCCGCGUGUGAGACCCACGCCAGGCACGGCGACAGUUAGUGGCGAUCUGAUGGUCGCCACGCCCACACCCUCAACGGAACAGCUGCGCAACUAUACGCCGGACAUAUUUGGUCUGAUGGGUCUGUCCGCGUAUGUGCCAGCGGAGCCUGUGGAGAUCAUUGAUGGCAAUUCCAAAGUUAUCACGAUUGUGACGUCGGCGCCAGCUGCGGCUGCGCUACAGCGACCAACACCAAGGUCCACGAUAUCGCCCAGGCCCAGAUAGAGCUACUCCCGGGACGCAGCCGACUCAGCAGAUCCGAGUGACCAGCAACCGGCGCAUCUAUUGUAAUAUAUUUCCCCAGGCCGAUUGGAUGGAUACAUUGAUAUAUCGUGUUGCGAAUUUAUUUUUUAAGCCUAAACCAAUUUUAGAGUAUUCUUGCAUUUGGUAGCUUUACACGUACAGUUAGUUUUAUAUGUAUUGGUAAUGUGCUUAAAUUUUUUUUUGGU
Messenger RNA from Drosophila novamexicana, 3484 nucleotides. Its product is annotated as mucin-2. The coding region runs from base 576 to 3260 and encodes 894 amino acids. The record is from RefSeq and is a predicted model, not a curated record. The transcript has 4 exons. Lineage: Eukaryota; Metazoa; Arthropoda; Insecta; Diptera; Drosophilidae.